Messenger RNA from Cynoglossus semilaevis (tongue sole), 1985 nucleotides. RefSeq names its product N-ethylmaleimide-sensitive factor attachment protein, beta b (gene napbb). Gene Ontology annotation, cellular component: synaptobrevin 2-SNAP-25-syntaxin-1a complex; vacuolar membrane; terminal bouton. NCBI's taxonomy places the organism in Eukaryota, Metazoa, Chordata, Actinopteri, Pleuronectiformes, Cynoglossidae. Gene Ontology annotation, molecular function: soluble NSF attachment protein activity; syntaxin binding. The transcript has 10 exons. The record is from RefSeq and is a predicted model, not a curated record. Bases 128 to 1021 code for a protein of 297 amino acids. Gene Ontology annotation, biological process: intracellular protein transport; synaptic transmission, glutamatergic; regulation of synaptic vesicle priming.
GACUCUGGCUGAAACACGCCCACGCCAAAUAAACCUCUCGCCCGUAAUCCUCGCAGUGCACAGCUGAAUUCUUCCGUCUGGUUUUUGCUGCUACGUCUACGUUGUUUUUUCAAACUCUAUAGGACAAAUGGAUAACUCUGGGAAAGAGAAGGAAGCUAUGCAGCUCAUGGCUGAUGCUGACAAGAAAGUCAAGUCCUCUGGCUCUUUUUUGGGAGGAAUGUUUGGAGGAGGACAUCACAAGGUGGAGGAGGCAUGUGAGAUGUACAGCAGAGCAGCCAACAUGUUCAAGAUGGCCAAAAACUGGAGUGGUGCUGGAAAUGCAUUUUGUAAAGCAGCACGUCUCCACAUGCAGCUGCAGAAUAAACACGACUGUGCCACCAGUUUCAUUGAUGCUGGAAACGCUUACAAGAAGUCUGACCCAAACGAGGCAAUCAAGUGCUUAAAUGCAGCCAUCGAUAUAUACACAGACAUGGGCAGAUUCACCAUUGCAGCAAAACACCACAUCAGUAUCGCAGAGGUCUACGAGUCCGAGUUGGUUGAUAUUGAAAAAGCUAUUGCACAUUAUGAACAAGCAGCAGAAUACUACAAAGGAGAAGAAUCAAACAGUUCUGCCAACAAGUGUCUGCUGAAGGUCGGGGCCUACUGCGCUCAGCUGGAGCAGUACCAGAAAGCCAUUGAGAUCUAUGAGCAGGUCGGAGCAAACACUAUGGACAAUCCACUGCUGAAAUACAGUGCCAAAGAGUACUUCUUCAAAGCCGCCCUUUGUCAUUUUGUGGUGGAUGAGCUUAAUUCCAAGAUUGCUGUUGAAAAAUACGAGGAGAUGUUUCCAGCUUUUUCUGACUCCAGAGAGUGCAAGUUGUUGAAGAAACUUCUCGAGGCGUAUGAGGAACAGAACAGUGAAGGCUUUACAGAUGCAGUUAAAGAGUUUGAUUCCAUCUCACGCCUGGACCAGUGGCACACGACCAUCCUGCUGCGCAUCAAAAAGAACAUCCAAGGUGAGGAAGAGGGGGAUUUGAAAUGAGUGGAGUCCACACAGGAGCGUGGCAUCGAGGGACAAAUCCAUCACGCAUGCUCUCAUACACACACACACACACACACAGAAAUGUGUAGCCUCAGUGCACAUUUCAUAGGGACAGAAGCAUCUGUUGAAGGUUUGAGUCCAACCCACUGCUGUACUUUAUCAGAGCACACUCUCCUGCUUUUCCUUAAAACAUAUCUAAACCUAGUCAGAAUGUAAAUCCUGUCGCCCUCGCCUCUGUCCGGAGGUUUGCUGCAUACCUUUCUCUGUUGAUGUCUGUGCUGGUGGAUUACGGAGCCGUACAUGUUACUGAGACCUAAGCCUAGUGUUGAUUACAGGCACUGCAUGUUUUGUACAAAUAAUUACUCGUUGGUUAAAUGCAGCUCGUUUUGUUCGUUAUGUAGGUAUUUGCAUUGAAAUGAUUAAAAAAUUCACUUGUUGUAUAUUAUUGUUGUAAUUUUUUUUAAGAACAUUUUAUCCCAAUUUCUAAUGUGUUUUACGGAGAGGGUCAUGAUUGUUUUUCUAUCACCUGUGGAGAGUGUCUUCUUGCGAUGGGCAAUGAUAUGCACCAAAUGUAGACUGUUAGACAUUUGUAUUCGCAACCUGGUGGCAUUUGUUGAUUUUAAUUCAAUUUUUAAUUGUCGUACCCAUUAAUGAAGAUCCCUAAAUCAAAAGCUCUUUCCCCUUUAUUCCCAAGGCAGUAGCUCUGGGACUGAUUUGCAUCUUUAGUAACUCCACUCAUGCAACUUUGCAAACUUGAAGGUUUACCACUUUCUUCUUACCAUUCGCUAAGCAUGUCACUGUGUAUGGGUCGCUGUAUGUCACCCUCACUCGUGAGCAAGACCAAAGUUUUUACCGAAGUGUCAGUUGCCGUGCAUAUCCAGCUUCUGUCCGACGGAAUGACAACCAAUCUUGGAUAUGAUCUGUAUGCUUGUGCGAAUGGACAAUAAUAAAGGUAUAAAUCUCA